Molecule: messenger RNA, 1052 nt
Organism: Saccostrea cuccullata (small rock oyster)
Lineage: Eukaryota; Metazoa; Mollusca; Bivalvia; Ostreida; Ostreidae
Product: proteasomal ATPase-associated factor 1-like
Exons: 10
Coding region: 15-1052 (345 amino acids)
Molecular function (GO): protein binding
Source: RefSeq, a predicted model, not a curated record
AUCACCACAUAAACAUGGAAAGGCUAAUUUUGCAGUCUGACUGGGACGAAGUUUUAAAAGAAAAUGAAGAAAAGGUCUGGAUAUCAUACAAGCCCGGAGCUCAGCCAUCGGUCCAUGGAAGUCUGUACAAUCAGGGUUUGUCCAGCGACGGCGUUCCGUACGUGACAGGAAGUGACGGAUUCUCUGUACAGGAAGUUACUAAGAGAUCAAUCUCUGUAUCCUACACAGAUGAUUCCAUUAAUCUGACCAGGAAAUUCGUGGCACCAAACGUUUCAUUUAAAGCCAUCCAUAAUGAAAGAAAAAGUGUGGUCAGUCUUGACGUUACAGAGGGAGGACUUGGUGUAUCAGCUGACUCAGAAGGAAAGUUACGACUAUGGCAGACUGACACAGGAGAAGUCAGGAGGGACUUUGUUGGUCACUACGGUGAUGUUUACACCUGUGGAUUUUUCCCCUCGGGCCUCGUGGUCCUCAGUGGAGGAGCAGACAUGCAGCUAAAAAUCUGGUCAGCAGAGACUGGAAAGUGUGCUGCCACCUUAACAGGACACAGGGCAGCAAUAAAUGACACGGUGAUGGUGGACCGGGGGAGGAAUGUGGUGUCGUGUGGUAAGGACGGGUCAGCCAAGCUGUGGGACGUGGGUCAACAGUCGUGUCUCGGGUCAUACGACGAGAACGGAGGCGAGGUCAACUGCUGCUGUCUCCAGGACGUAGAGAACUCACUCAGUCUGGAGGCUGGGAACCAGCCAACAACUGAUAGAGAGGUUGGCACACAAGGGAAGCUACUCCUACUGGGUUGUGAGAAUUCUACAGUACAAGGUUACGGACUCCAGACUCGGAAAAAGGUAUUUGAGUUUCCUGCCCACGGCCCUGUCAACUGUUGUCAGUUUCUGUCAGACAUUACAGCCAUCAUAGGAACACAGGACGGACACAUAACAGUCUUAGAUCUACGCAAUAUCAGAGUUCCUGUGAAGGAAUGGAAGGACAGCCGUUCUGCUGUGUUGUGUUUCUGUCCAUACAAUGGAGGGUUCUUUACUGGCACAGGUAAGCCACUGUAA